Messenger RNA from Olea europaea var. sylvestris, 813 nucleotides. RefSeq names its product ubiquitin fusion degradation protein 1 homolog. The transcript has 2 exons. NCBI's taxonomy places the organism in Eukaryota, Viridiplantae, Streptophyta, Magnoliopsida, Lamiales, Oleaceae. Gene Ontology annotation, cellular component: VCP-NPL4-UFD1 AAA ATPase complex. Bases 1 to 813 code for a protein of 270 amino acids. The record is from RefSeq and is a predicted model, not a curated record. Gene Ontology annotation, molecular function: polyubiquitin modification-dependent protein binding.
AUGGACAACAGAUUUUCCAGGGGUCACCUCGGGUUCAAGCAAACAUAUUGUUGUACUUCUUUCUCCAAAUCCAAAAAAUCUGAACUCGAAUGUGGCGAUAAAAUUGUGAUGCCCGAAUCAGCCCUUCAUGCAUUGAUGGCCAGGAAUAUCCCGCAUCCAUAUAUGUUUCAAAUUAAACCAUAUUACAAUCCAGGGCAUGUUUGUCACUGCGGCAUCUCAGAAUUCACCGCGGACGAGGGAUUUAUCAAGGUGCCCGAUCGGAUGAUGGAGAACUUGAAUUUACAAGAAGAAGAGCUUGUACUGGUCAAAAGCACCUUACUUCCGACUGGAAAUUUCAUGAAACUGCAGCCACAUUCAACAAAGUUCAUCCAACUCUCAAACCCAAAAGCUGUUCUUGAAAAAACUCUGCGCAGUUUUUCUUGUUUGCGCACCGGAAAUACCAUAAUGGUCACUCAUAAUGACCAGAAGUUUUACUUAAAUGUUUUGGAAAGUAAACCUGGCCCUGCAAUUUGUCUCAUAGAAAUGGAUUGCAAGGGGAGACGCUUGGACGGGGAAUCUGUAGACGGUAAAGUGGCUAGCAACAAGACUCAAGAGAACAAUGCGCCGACCACCGGUGGCAGCUCCAGCGGAUCAGGUGCGGUUUCGGCGUCAACCACCAGUGUUGGCGGCAAGAAAUCUGGAAAGCUUGUUUUUGGCUCCAACGGCUUGGAGAGAUUAUCAGAUGACUCGAGGAAUGGCUUCAAACUCGAAGAGAGAAAAGAGCAAAAAUUUCAAGCUUUCACAGGCAAGAAACAUGUACUAGGAAGCCUAUAG